Molecule: messenger RNA, 1113 nt
Organism: Aspergillus pseudoviridinutans
Lineage: Eukaryota; Fungi; Ascomycota; Eurotiomycetes; Eurotiales; Aspergillaceae
Exons: 5
Coding region: 1-1113 (370 amino acids)
Cellular component (GO): Golgi apparatus
Source: RefSeq, a predicted model, not a curated record
AUGCAACAUAGCGACUCUAGAGUCGCUGAAGCCAUUGAGUGCCCUCCGACCAGGGCUGACGCCCCACAGUGUCGCCCCUUCUCCAAGACAGCCCUGUCAAUCGGCAGGUACAUUGAGCUCGACGAUUUCCCGUCGUCGACAAAUCAUGUCCACAACGACAGAGGGCAUGUGACUUCAUCUAAAAAGAAGCGCCGGUCUAUCUACCUUCCAAACACAUUAUGGACACGGUCGUUUGGUACCACGGUGAUCCUCGAAACCCUGGCUACCGUUGGGAUCGAGAGCUGGGUACUUGUCAGCAUGUUGAACGAGCUUGACAAGAUUGAUAAGUCUGAGGCGACGCUGCGCAUUCAGUCAUUUCUCGGACUUUACAUAUUCGCGCUUCUCUACGAGCUGGCGCUUUCAUACGAUGCUUUACGACGCAAGAACACCUUUCAGCUGGUUGGACUGUGCAUCUGUAACCUUGGUCUUUUCAUCUAUGGCAUCAUUCAGAUGAGAGAAAUCAGAGAGACCGUCACUGAAGUAGUAGCCGAUACUUCGCGCAGCAACAGUAUUUGGUCGACGUACCAGAUCGAACUUAUCUUGGUUCCAGUCUUUCUAGGUGUCGGCACUGCCAUCAUGGCAUUCGUGACGUGGAAGCUUCGUGCGGAAUUUUCGUGGUCAAUCUAUAAAGACAUCAGCGCAGACUUGCGAAUGAAUCGCCGAUAUACUGUCUACCAGGUCUACAUCGCCCUCUUGAAAUUUGACUGGUUCUUCAUUUUUGGAACACAGCUUCAGAUUCUACUCUCAAUUCAAGAUUUCAAUAAUGAAGAGUUCAUGAUCAACGCGGCCAUGGUACCCGUUGCCAUCAUAACUCUUGCCCUAGCGGCUUUCUUUUGUCGACGAGAGAAAAGAAAAUCCCUUGUCAUUGUCAUGUUCUUUAUGGCUGCCAUCUUGACAAGUAUCAUCAAAACCAUGUUCCAAAUGUACCGUUUGACAGACAACAGUGGUCUCAGCGCGUUCAAGACAUCCCUCACACUAUUUGCCGCGAUUGCGACCUUUUUAAUCUCUUCAACACUGGUCAAUUCUGUCUGGUCCGGUUUCUCAUCCGUCAGGGGCUCGGAGCUCACAGAUUAA